Molecule: messenger RNA, 360 nt
Organism: Plasmopara halstedii
Lineage: Eukaryota; Oomycota; Peronosporomycetes; Peronosporales; Peronosporaceae
Exons: 1
Coding region: 126-317 (63 amino acids)
Source: RefSeq, a predicted model, not a curated record
UACCAUCUCGCCGUCUGCCUGCAUCCCAUCAUCCGUCAAUAAGAUCCAACUACGACCAUGGCGAUUUGACUAAUUCGUGAAUUGUCAUGCAAUAACAUGUGCGACCAUUAAAACCUUUUUUUUAAAUGGCUGACAGACCUCACACGAUGCUUGAGCCUCGAAGAAACAAGCAAGCCCCUUUUAAUAGGCUAAUCAAUCUUCAUAAAUGGGGCCAUAAUACUUCGUGUGAUGAAAGUUCUGUUGAUUUCAACAAGCUUGUUGCCUCUGCAAUGCAUGAUAUCUCAACCAUGAUACUGCUGUUGCAUCAUGCAGGCUGAAUAGGCGAUGGAACUGUCGCUAGCAGAUGGUGCAGAAGAUACA